AUGGCAGACGACCUCUUCGCGAUAAACAUCUCGGGAGAUGAGGACGACACCGGCCCCCUGGCAGACCAGCAGUGCCCCGCCGCCAAGCCACAGAGUAGGCAGGACAAGCUCAGGCAGACCGAGGAGGCGUUCCAGGCGCUCAGGGCGACGUAUACUCCCAAGAUACAGAAUGGCAAUAUCCAACACCAAAUCCCCUUCCCCCUCACGCCGGCAUCGUCCACGACCACGACCGUCUCCAAGAUGCUGGCGCAGGACCUCGUCCACGCCGUCGAGGAGCUGUACUUUUACCGCCGGUACGCCGAGGCGGCCGACUUUGCCGGCCGAGUCCUCGCGCAGCCCGAGAUCUUGGACGCAGACACAAGAGCGCUGUUGACCCGGUACCAGGCGAGGUGUCGGUCGAGAGCGGAUGUGUGA
Messenger RNA from Pyricularia pennisetigena, 414 nucleotides. RefSeq lists its product as uncharacterized. The record is from RefSeq and is a predicted model, not a curated record. The coding region runs from base 1 to 414 and encodes 137 amino acids. The transcript is spliced from 2 exons. NCBI's taxonomy places the organism in Eukaryota, Fungi, Ascomycota, Sordariomycetes, Magnaporthales, Pyriculariaceae.